GAGGAGAGAAGGCGCUCCGAGCAGAACCCGCGCCCCAGACCGGACCCGACCCGACCCAGCCCCGCUCCGGACCCAAGACGGCCCCAUGGACACGCUCCGCCUCCGCCCCGGCUGCCCGGUGGCCCUGCCCCUCCUGGCGGGGUCCGUGGCCCUCCUCCUGCUGCUCGGCCCGGCGGGGGCCCAGUGCCCGGCGCAGUGCUCCUGCUCCCGCGCGGCCCAGGUGGAGUGCUCCGGCCCCAGCAUCUCGGAGAUGCCGCUCCCGCUGCCGGGCGACACCAUGAGCCUGCAGGUGGUGAACACGCAGGUGGCGGAGCUGGGGGAGGCCGCCUUCGGGAACGCCUCGGCGCUGAUCGCGGUGCGGAUGGAGAAGAACGGCCUCUGGCGGCUGAGCCCCGGGGCCUUCCUGCACCUGUCCUCCCUGCGCUACCUGAGCCUGGCCAGCAACCGCAUCCGGGAGCUGCCCUUGGAGGCCUUCCAGAGCCUGGGCCGCCUGGAGUCCCUGCUGCUCUCGGGGAACCAGCUCCAGCGCCUGCACCCGGCCCACUUCACCCAGCUGGCCCACCUCAAGGAGCUCCAGCUGCAGGGCAACCAGCUGCAGGCCGUGCACCCGGGCGCCUUCGACCAGCUGACCUCCCUGGCCCGGCUCAACCUGGGCAAGAACCGCCUGGCCCGCCUCCCUCCCCGGCUCUUUGCGCAGCUGCACCGGCUCCAGGUCCUGCGCCUCUACGAGAACCAGCUGGCCGAGGUCCCGCCCCGGGCCUUCGAGGCCCUGGCCGAGCUGCAGGAGCUGGGCCUGCACCAGAACCGCCUCCGGCAGCUGCCCCCGGGACUCUUUGCCCACAACCGCAAGCUCCAGAAGCUCUUCCUCUCCCACAACCGGAUCGAGGCCCUUCCGGAGGGCCUGCUCCUGGACCUGCCAGAGCUCUCCCGGCUCUCCUUGUUCGGCAACGCCCUGCGGGAGCUGCCCCGGGGCACCUUUGGCCCGAUGCCCGGCCUGAGGGAGCUCUGGCUCUACGACAACCAGCUGACCGCCUUGACUGACCACGCCUUGGCCAACCUGACCCAGCUGCAGCUCCUGGUCCUGAGCCGCAACCGGCUGCGCUCCGUGGCGCCCUCCGCACUGGCCGGCCUGGGCAGCCUCCUGGAGGUCUCCCUCCACACCAACCAGCUGACCUCGCUGGACACGGAGACCUUCAGGGGGCUGGACAAGCUGCAGAACGUCUCCCUGCAGAACAACCGGAUCGAGUCCCUCCCGGGGGGCCUCUUCCACCACAACCCCAGCCUGAUGACUGUCCAGCUGCAGAACAACUCCCUGCAGACCCUCCCCGGGGGCCUCUUUGACCGGCUGCCCCACUUGCACGAGGUCAAGCUGCACGACAACCCCUGGCGCUGUGAUGGGGAGAUCAGUGGCCUGCACGCCUGGAUGCGGAGGAACAGGGCCCUCCUCGGGGGCAGCCCCCCGCUCUGCGCCUCCCCUCCCCAGUUGGAGGGGCAGCCCAUUUGGGAGGCAUUAUUUGGUCCCGAGGUCACUGAGGUCAUUGAUAUUACUGAUGUCACUGAGGUCACGGAGGGGUGGACCCCCACCCCAGGCCAGACGGACAGCCCUUCUUGGGAGGGCCGGCCAGAGACCACGGUGGCGCCCAUCCACCUCCAGCCCUCUUUGGACAGUGAGCCUGGCAGCGCAGACUCCUCCUCCGAGCCGGAGACCCCGGGACCGGCCACUUUGCUCCCCAGCCCUGGCAGCCCUGGCCCUUCGGAGGCCGAGGGGGGCAUUUGGGGCCUGACCCGCACCCAGACCGGGGUGGUGGUCACCUGCAUUGUGGUGGGCUGCGCCUUGCUCCUGGGCUCGCUGGCCGCAAUGGCCUACUACAGCUACCAAAGGAAGGACUCGGGCCACGCCAAAGUGUAAAGGAGGCUCAGAGGAGCUCUCAGAGACUCAUUUGACACUGGUGGCAGUGGGAAUCCAUAUCUCUUUUGCAUCCCUUCUUCCAGAAACUGACCCACAGGACUCAGUGGGCACCCAGUUUGCCGCCUUUCCUGCUGGCAUGGGACGAAUCUGGGGCAUAUGUGGGGUGGAUGUGGCUGCAGAUUCUCUCCCCAUGCACAGCUCUUCUCGAUCUUCUGCACACAUCUUGCAAGCGGGGGGCCUGGAAGGCUUCGAAUCACAUAAUAAUGGAGUUGGAAGAGACCACAACUCCCUCUGCAUUCUGCAGUCAGGAAAGUACAACUCAGUAUAAAUGGUUUCCGUGCUGUGGGGAGUUUCCAUGGCUGACCUCUAUAGAGAAGAACCCCCCUUUGAGUGACAGCUGACCUUGGAGUGGAGGUUGUCCUUGGGGAGGGGGCUUCGGCCUGCAGCAGAUGCACCAACGCUUCUGAGGCUCUGGCUGCACAACCCCUGGAGCAGCAUGGGGGGCUCUUGGGUGCCUCCAUCUUUCAGUGCUUUUCUGGCAAUACAUUUUUGGAAGGACUGCAGCCCAGCACAGGGGAAAGGAAGCCCAGGAUGCCCUUCUGCAUAGCUUUCCAGAGGGAAGGUGGCCUCUUUCCAGAGCAUCAGUUAGGGAGGGGGCUGCUCUGUGCAUUGCCCUGGCAUCGGCACAAGAACUAGCAGGACCCAUCAUGGGGGCAGGGGAUGCACUCGCGGGUCAUCUGGAGGGGAACCCCAUGGGUCAUUUAGACCCUCCACAGCCACACGUGGGCAUGUGGCCAUCAACACAGAAGAGUGUUGGGAAUGGUUGGGCCGUUAAGCUCUAAUCACCCUCUUUAUGAGAUAAAUUCCCAUUAAAAUAGCAGAGUAAAAAUUGCAGCAACAGUGAGACUUACUCGGUGUGAGUUUUGGAAGGCCUCUGUGUCAUCAGGAAGGCAAAGGGAUGCAAAGUUAGCUUUAAAGUUUAAAAGCAUUUAUUGAGGUAAAAAGAAAUCCAUUGAUGGAUAGAAAAGGUUUGGACCUAACUAUCUAAUCUAUCCUGUUCUAAUAAACAUAGACGGAUUAAAAUAACAAAGCUCCAGAUAGCUACAUCUUGACUAAUAGAGGACAGAGGUGCGUCCUCUCUGGAACAAAGCAGGAAGCUGGAAUGGCGACCAAGCCUCGUGGGUCGCUUCUUCUCUAGGGCCAUAAACAUUCCAAAGGCCAAAUUGGGGAAGUUAGUCAAAGCCCUAGGAGACACAUUUCUAGAAACAUCAAAGGGUGGGCUGACCUAAAUAGGAUGGGAAGCAGGAAACAAUGGUGAAUCCUAUCUAGGCAUGCUUUGGAAACGGGGAAAGGAUUCCCUCAAUCUAACUCUAUCAUCUAUCUGACUACUUUUAGACUUUAGUCCAGGAUGAUUCCCAACAAAGAGUCCCCUCCCUUGGAAGCCCCCUCCCUCCCAGACCCAGUUUAGGAGAGUUGCCCCAGAUGGGUUGAAACCCAAGAUGCUCUUGCCUCCAAGUGCCAGCUUUUGAACCCGAGGCUCCUAGAGCUGGAAGAGACCUCGAGGGCCACCCAGCCCCACCCCUUCUGCCUUGCAGGGAUACACCACCAAAGCCCUCCAGAUCGAUGCCCUUCCAGCCUCCUAGAGAAGGAGGUUGAACUGGACUCUAGACUCUGAUGCAGGAUUUUCCCAUGGUUGAAUGCCUCAAACCGUCAGGAUGUUCUUUCUGAUGUAGACUGAAUCCCUCUUCCUGCUGUUUGAAUCCAUGGCUCGGGACUAGUGUGUGUGUGUGUGUGUGUGGGGGGGGUCCCCACGGUGGGAGGGGGGUUAAGGGGCCUGCUUUGCUCCCUGGUUGGGUCUCGGGCACCCCAUGUGCCCCCUGCAAUGGGGAAAAGAAGCUUCCUGCCCCUGCCUGAGAAGAGGCCCCCCACGGCAGGACUUGGGCCGGGUCCACUGCAGGAAGGCUGUGUGCUGCGUUGAAGCCAAUGCUCCUUUGGGUCCGGCCGGCAGCCUUUGAGCAAAGCCAAGUGUCGGCACAGUUAUGAAAGCCUUCAACAGGAAACUAUGCAACCGUACAAACCGAAA
Messenger RNA from Anolis carolinensis (green anole), 3992 nucleotides. RefSeq names its product leucine-rich repeat-containing protein 15-like. The transcript is spliced from 2 exons. Gene Ontology annotation, molecular function: protein binding. Gene Ontology annotation, cellular component: extracellular matrix. The coding region runs from base 86 to 1909 and encodes 607 amino acids. The record is from RefSeq and is a predicted model, not a curated record. NCBI's taxonomy places the organism in Eukaryota, Metazoa, Chordata, Lepidosauria, Squamata, Anolidae.